ACUACGGAACCAAACCCGCCAUUUCCCUCCAUCCGCUUCUUCUCUCUAACAGUCCCGUGCGCUUCUAAACUCCUCCUCUCUCUUUCUUUAAGAACACAUUGUUACUGCUUCAUUUUGCUUUUUCUGUUAUUACUUAAGGUUUUGGGCAGAGGAAGUUCCGCUUAAAAAAUUACUCCCUGUUUCGGUGCUUCUCACUCCGGUGCGGUUAAGGGGAAAUCAACCAUGGCAAGAGAACAACUACAAGUCCUUAAUGCACUUGAUGUGGCUAAAACACAAUGGUACCAUUUCACAGCAAUAGUGAUUGCUGGAAUGGGUUUUUUUACUGAUGCCUACGAUCUUUUCUGCAUCUCUCUUGUGACCAAAUUGCUUGGCAGAAUCUACUAUCACAAGGAAGGUUCUGCAACCCCUGGAUCCUUACCAUCAAACGUCUCAGCUGCUGUUACUGGUGUUGCUUUCUGUGGAACACUUGCAGGCCAGCUUUUCUUUGGCUGGCUCGGUGAUAAAAUGGGUAGAAAACGUGUUUAUGGUAUGACACUGAUGCUUAUGGUUGUUUGCUCUAUUGCUUCAGGUCUCUCUUUUAGUAAAAAUCCUACUGCUGUUAUGGCUACUCUGUGUUUCUUUCGGUUCUGGCUUGGUUUUGGCAUUGGUGGUGACUACCCACUUUCCGCUACAAUCAUGUCUGAGUAUGCUAAUAAAAAGACUCGUGGUGCUUUCAUUGCUUCUGUCUUUGCUAUGCAAGGUUUUGGAAUUUUGGCUGGUGGGAUGGUAGCUAUUGUAAUUUCUGCAGCUUUUAAAGCCAAAUUUCCUUCACAGCCUUACCAAAUUGAUCCAGUUGGGUCAACUGUACCUGAAGCUGAUUAUGUUUGGAGGAUUAUCUUGAUGUUUGGUGCUAUCCCAGCUGCACUAACUUAUUAUUGGCGUAUGAAGAUGCCUGAAACUGCGCGUUACACUGCUUUAGUUGCCAAGAAUGCAAAACAGGCUGCUGCUGAUAUGUCCAAAGUGCUUCAGGUUGAUUUGGAGAUUGAACAAGAGAAAGUUGAAGAAGUGAGAGGAAAUAAUUUUGGCCUAUUGAGUACACAAUUUGUUCGUCGCCAUGGACUUCACUUGCUCGGGACAACUACCACAUGGUUCUUGUUGGACAUUGCAUUCUACAGCCAAAAUUUGUUUCAGAAGGACAUUUUUAGUGCUAUUGGUUGGAUUCCUAAAGCUAAAACCAUGAGUGCACUUGAAGAGGUUUGCAAGAUCAGUAGAGCACAAACUCUUAUUGCCCUUUGCAGUACAGUUCCAGGGUAUUGGUUUACUGUUAUAUUCAUUGACAGAAUUGGAAGGUUUGCAAUCCAAUUGAUGGGAUUCUUCUUUAUGACAGUAUUCAUGUUUGCUUUGUCCAUACCUUACCAUCACUGGACUUUACCAGGCAAUCGAAUUGGAUUCAUUGUCUUGUAUUCAUUCACCUUCUUCUUCGCCAAUUUCGGUCCAAAUGCCACAACCUUCGUUGUGCCUGCAGAGAUUUUCCCAGCAAGAUUAAGGUCUACCUGCCAUGGCAUAUCAGCUGCAUCUGGCAAAGCGGGGGCAAUGGUAGGCAGUUUCGGUUUCUUGUACGCCGCAGAUGCUAUUGGAGUGAGGAAGUCACUUCUAAUCCUUGGUGGAGUCAACUUCUUGGGAAUGGUUUUUACUCUCUUGGUUCCCGAGUCAAAAGGGAAAUCACUCGAGGAAAUGUCUGGUGAAGAUAAGGAAGGAAAUCAAACUCAAAUCUCAGGUGUCUAAACAAAUUCUUCCAGGUUUAUUAUAUUAGCCUUUUACUCUACCAAAAUCUCUUAGCAAUAGCAUAAAAGUCAGAUAGGCAAAAAUAUGGUUAUGUGCAUAGGUUAGAGCCUUAAUUAGGUGCAAUAAGCUCUUGGCAAUGCUGUUUUCUUUUCUAGCUUUUAACUACUCGGUCUUUGCAUAGGUUGGGGCCAAGUUUUAAAAGAUUCUCACAUUAAUUGCAAGUGAAAUUAAAAAUUUUUGCCUCAUGAUCUUCAAAUAUAUGGUACUUUGAGAUUGAUUAUUAGCUAUUCAAUCUUUGAUUCUUUCAUGUUGGAUGCUAAUGUUAUGAUCACUUCUAUCA
Jatropha curcas is the source of this 2104-nucleotide messenger RNA. RefSeq names its product low affinity inorganic phosphate transporter 1. NCBI's taxonomy places the organism in Eukaryota, Viridiplantae, Streptophyta, Magnoliopsida, Malpighiales, Euphorbiaceae. Gene Ontology annotation, biological process: transmembrane transport; phosphate ion transport. Gene Ontology annotation, cellular component: membrane. The record is from RefSeq and is a predicted model, not a curated record. Gene Ontology annotation, molecular function: phosphate transmembrane transporter activity.